AUGCCUAAUUUAAAAAUCGAACAGCGUGUUAAUUUAAAAUUUCUCGUUAAAUUAAAAAAAUCGCCCACAGAAUGUCUAAAGAUGUUGUCUGAGGUGUACGGGAAGGACACGAUGUCACGUACUCGAGUUUUUGAAUGGCAUAAAAAAUUUAAAGAUGGGCGAGAAGGAGUGAAAGACGACGAGCAUCCUGGUCGCCCUUGCACAUCAAAAAGUGAUGAGAACGUCGACAAAAUUGACAAAAUUGUCCGAAAUGAUCGACGUCUCAGUAUUCGUAUGGUUGCAGAUAUGAUAAAUAUAGACAAAGAAACAGUUCGACAAAUUUUACACAACAAUUUAAACUUGAACAAAGUCUGUGCCAAAAUGGUACCAAAAAUGCUUUUUCUGUUAAGCAGUUUUUAGCCAAUAAACGCAUUCCAGUACUCGAGCAUCCUCCAUAUUCGCCAGAUUUAGCACCCAGCGACUUUUAUCUAUUUCCAAAAAUAAAAACUGCGUUGAAGAGGACUCAUUUUCGAUUCGUGGAAGAGGUGAAGACUAAAGCGGCAGACCUACUUAAGGGCUUGACAUCUAAAGAGUUGCAACACUGCUUCGAACAAUGGAGAACACGUAUGGAAUGGUGUAUAGUAAUGGGUGGGGAGUAUAUAGAAGGGGAUCACAUUUAA
Molecule: messenger RNA, 659 nt
Organism: Cinara cedri
Lineage: Eukaryota; Metazoa; Arthropoda; Insecta; Hemiptera; Aphididae
Source: the annotation of a GenBank genome assembly